Messenger RNA from Neltuma alba, 1172 nucleotides. RefSeq names its product CASP-like protein 5B3. Gene Ontology annotation, cellular component: plasma membrane. The coding region runs from base 433 to 891 and encodes 152 amino acids. Lineage: Eukaryota; Viridiplantae; Streptophyta; Magnoliopsida; Fabales; Fabaceae. The record is from RefSeq and is a predicted model, not a curated record. The transcript has 3 exons.
UCCCUUUCCCUUUCACUGUAUCAGGACAAACACGCAAGCAACAACAAUGGCGAUAAGGUCGCUGUUUAGUCACACUCGUGACUGUUUGUGAUUUUCUCUGGUGGUGGUGGUGGAUGCAAUUCGCGAGCAAAUCGUUAUCUGAUUCAUUUAUUCGGUCACAUCGUCUUUUUCUUUCCUUCCCUCUCCAAAAUCAUCUUGUCUGGUUCUCCUUUUUCCGCUUUGAGACCUUACCUUUUUCUAUUGGUCACACGGAUUGGAAUUUCGAUUUGUGUCAAUUUUUUUUUCCCCAUCUUUGUUUCGUGUGUAUAUGGAGAGGGAAGUAGGUAUUGGAAGUUUUAGACUCGUGGUCUGUCCUGCAUUUGGGUUAAAUCUUAAGAUGCGUAUUUUGUUGUGAGAAUCCAAAGAUUUAUCUUUACAAUUUUGGAGAGGAAAAUGAAGGAUUUCCCUGGGACGCCUGGAACUCUCACUGGGUUGUUUCUGAGGAUUUCACAAUGCAUUUUUGCUGUAGGGUCAAUUGCUUCCAUGGCUACCACACCAAGCUUCUUUAGCUUCACGGCUUUUUGUUACUUGCUAGCUUCAAUGGGUUUACAAGUCAUUUGGAGUUUUGUGCUUGCCUUGUUGGAUGCAUAUGCUUGGAUGAGAAAGAAGGUCCUCCACAAUGCCGUACUGGUUAGCCUCUUUGUAGUUGGAGAUUGGAUAACAUCAACAUUAUCCUUAGCAGCAGCUUCUGCUUCAGCAGGCGUUACAGUUUUGUACUUCAAUGAUUUGGGACACUGCAAUUUUGGAGAGGAAUGCCAAAAGUACCAGAUUUCAGUUGCUUUUGCUUUCAUGAGCUGGAUAACAAUUUUAAUAUCCUCUUUAAUUAUGCUUUGGCUAUUGGCUUCUGGGUAGCAGGCUCGAUAUUUCACCAGAGUUCCCUUGUCUAAACAAAAGAAAUUGAAAUUCUUCUUCAAUUUUUUGUUUUCUUCUGAUCAUAUCAGCACGAAGGCAAAUAGAUCGUUUCACUCUACAUCCAUAUUGGGCUAGUUAGCAACGUUUGUAUGAGGAAAAGGUGGAAUGUAUAGGUGUUUUUCAUGAUUUACGAAAGUUUCAUGUUGAUUUACAAAGGCACAGGCUGCAAUUGGUUUGCUGAUAGAUGUUCUUGUUUCUAUGCAUCUUUCUUUUGGCCCCCU